Molecule: messenger RNA, 1766 nt
Organism: Lobosporangium transversale
Lineage: Eukaryota; Fungi; Mortierellomycota; Mortierellomycetes; Mortierellales; Mortierellaceae
Product: cytosol aminopeptidase family, catalytic domain-domain-containing protein
Exons: 3
Coding region: 40-1716 (558 amino acids)
Biological process (GO): proteolysis
Cellular component (GO): cytoplasm
Molecular function (GO): manganese ion binding; metalloaminopeptidase activity
Source: RefSeq, a predicted model, not a curated record
UUUUAAAAAAAGAAUUCACUUUUUUCUUCUCAUUUCACCAUGUUCCGCAUUCACACUGCGACCAAGGUCCUUCGGGUCGGAUGUGGGCGUGGUUUCCACAACACCGUUUCACAGUUUUUUGAUUCUGCCAUUAUUGGCUUGCAUGCGGAUGGUCAGCUCUUGAUCCCUCGUUCCAUUGCUUCUGAUGGCAAGGAGGCCCUUGCAGCACUAGUCAAGUCUGCAGGUGUGAAAGGCAAAGCAGGCGAGAGUCGUGUUCUGUAUGGCAAUUUCGGGUUGGGUUCUGAUAUUCAGAAAGUGGCCGUCGUAGGCUUGGGCAAACAAGGAACAAGUGCUGCUGCGAAGGACAGAGUUCGCAUGGCUGCUGCCACAGGAGUCAAGGCAUUAAAAGCACAGGAAGCAAAGGACAUUGGACUUGCUGGAAUGGGUCACGAUCAAGCAGCAGCAGAGGGCGCAUCAUUAGGAUUGUACAAUUUUAACUAUUUCAAAUCCGGUAAGAAGAGUGCUCCCAGCAACAUCAAGAUCUCAGCGCUUGAUCUCAAUAGUCAAAGUCCUGAUGAAAUCCGGGCAUUUCAAAAUGGAUUGAUUCAGGCUAAGGCUCAAAACUUGGCCAGGAUCUUGAUGGAAACCCCUAGUAACCAUAUGACGCCAACUCUCUUCGUCGAGAGAUUUCAAAAGGAGAUCGAGACCUUGGGUGCCGAUAGCGGUAUUGAUAUCACGAAACUUAAGAUUACAGUAAGGGAUCAAGCGUGGGCAGAGCAGAAUAAAAUGGGUGCUUUCUUGAGUGUGGCAAAAGGAAGUGAUGAGCCAUUGAGGUUUUUGGAGAUUGAGUAUCAAGGAGGCAAGAAGGAUGAUCGACCUUUAGCCCUUGUUGGAAAGGGUGUUACAUUUGAUUCUGGUGGAAUUUCAAUCAAGCCUUCAGCUAACAUGGGGAUGAUGAAGGGCGACAUGGGCGGCGCUGCUACAGUAGCAGGAGCUAUCUGGGGUAUUGCUGCGUUAAACCUCCCCAUCAAUGUUGUCGCUGGAAUCCCUCUCUGUGAAAACAUGCCCUCAGGUAGGGCUAACAAGCCUGGUGAUGUAGUGACCUCUAUGUCUGGCAAAACUAUUGAGGUUGACAAUACGGAUGCAGAAGGUCGUCUCAUCCUGGCCGAUGCACUCACCUACAUCUCCAAGACCUACAAGCCUCAUACACUAAUCGAUCUAGCCACAUUGACCGGAGCCAUGGAUGUAGCUCUUGGUAGCGCCUAUGCUGGAGUCUUCUCCACCAGUAAUUCGCUCUGGACAGAGCUAGAUGCUGCUGGCGAAGAGGCUCACGAAGCGUUCUGGAGGAUGCCUCUUCAUAGUAUCUACUUACCGCAGAUCACAACUAACACUAUUGCAGAUUUGAUAAACACCGGAGGCAGAAGUGCUGGCAGCUGCACUGCAGCCGUCUUCUUGAGAGAGUUUGUCCAUGGUAUUGAGAGGGACGAUGGCUUCGCAAAAGUUGAGGGUGAGCCUUCCACUGAGGUUGGAAAGCCUCUUGAUGGAGACGAAGAAGGAUCCACUCUUCCCGAGAGUUUAAAGCCCGGUAGUGUGCGAUAUGCACAUAUCGAUAUUGCUGGCGUCAUGGAUACACAGAGCAACAGUGGAUACUAUGCUAAGGGUAUGACGGGCCGUCCUGCGAGAGCUUUGAUUGAAUUCGCAAAGAUUACAUCCUCAUCCUCAUCCUCAUCAAAGUAAAGGGAAGCAGCUAAAUAAAUAAAUAAAUAAAAGUGACUUUCAAGAAUGGG